This is a messenger RNA of Cercocebus atys (sooty mangabey), 2846 nucleotides long. It is a transcript of the gene TSLIG3B, whose product is annotated as family with sequence similarity 98, member B. The transcript has 8 exons. The coding region runs from base 57 to 1040 and encodes 327 amino acids. Lineage: Eukaryota; Metazoa; Chordata; Mammalia; Primates; Cercopithecidae. The record is from RefSeq and is a predicted model, not a curated record. Gene Ontology annotation, cellular component: tRNA-splicing ligase complex.
GACGCUAGUUUCCGGCGGGUUACUUAGAGCGCGGAACAGCUCUGGGCCAAAGGACCAUGAGAGGGCCGGAGCCGGGUCCCGAACCAACGAUGGAGGGAGACGUGCUGGACACACUGGAGGCGCUGGGGUGGCAAGGGAAAAAGAUAGUUUUCAGAUUACUCGUGGCUUACGUAGUCGCGCAGGCUACUGCAGGCUACAAUGCAGUGUGGAGAGUUACCAGCAGCCCUAAUGAACUGAAGAUUUGGAUCACCCUGCUUGAAGUAAUGUCCGACCAGCAACUAUGCUUCCAGGUGCCCUUUUUUCUGUACCCAUUCAUCUGUUUCAAACUAAGUCUUAAGUUAAACCUCUAUAGAGAUUCUUAUGCAUGUAUUAACAUUAUUUAUUUUCUCUUUAUUCUAGUAUUUUUAAGUACAGAACUUCAAGCUUCACAGAUACUACAGAACAAGAAACAUAAAAAUUCUCAAUUAGAUAAAAAUAGUGACAUUUAUCAGGAAGUUCAAGCUAUGUUUGAUACACUUGGUAUACCCAAGUCAACAACUUCUGACAUUCCGCAUAUGCUAAACCAAGUGGAAUCAAAGGUGAAAGAUAUUCUCUCAAAGGUCCAGAAAAAUCAUGUGGGAAAACCACUGCUGAAAAUUGAUUUAACUUCAGAACAGGCGGAACAACUUGAAAGAAUAAAUGAUGCUCUUUCCUGUGAAUAUGAGUGCCGCCGGCGAAUGUUAAUGAAACGAUUAGAUGUGACUGUACAGUCCUUUGGAUGGUCUGAUAGAGCAAAGGUAAAAACAGAUGAUAUAGCAAGAAUUUAUCAGCCUAAACAUUAUGCUUUGUCACCCAAGACAACAGUUACAAUGGCACAUCUACUUGCUGCUCGUGAAGAUCUAUCCAAGAUCAUUAGGACAAGUAGUGGCACCAGCCGGGAGAAGACCGCAUGUGCCAUCAAUAAGGUUGGUGUUUCUUUCAGCACAGUGGAAAAUGAACUGAUAAUAUCCUACUUAAUGUUUUUACAAAUUUUAACCUAUUUUUCUUUCAUGUCCUGGUAAAUAUUUAGAAGAAAGAGUGGCAGGGGGGUUCAGUCUAGGCUUAGUUAUGUUGUUUUUGUGUAUGUAUGUGUAUUCACUUGAAUUUGUGUAUUCAUAAAUCAAAGUAUUAUCUGAAUUAGAGAAAUUACGAAUUGUUUUUGUCAAAGCUUUAGCAAGAAUUAUUUUCCAGCUUUCUAAAAAGUAAUUGUUUCAAGUACUAACAGAUUUCUUACAUCCUUGGUGUAAAGGAAAGAAGAGUUCGUGCUUUAGAGUCAGACCAAUCUGGGUUCCCAUCCUAGCUCUAUCAUUUACUUACAGAAAUGACCCGGGCAAGCUAGUGAACCUCUUUGAGCUUCUGUUUCCUGAUUUGGAGUAUACAUCAAUUUCUCUGACAGUAGUCUUAAACUCAAGGAAACGGAAUUUUUUACUUUACAACAGCAAUAACAACAAACUAAUUUAGUAUGUUUAUGUCAGCUUUACUGGCAUGUCUUGUUCAUUUAGGUAGAGCACUCCAUGGCAAACUUUAUUACAAAAGAGCAAAAAAUCAGAAAUAAGGGAUUUGGAUAAUUUUAAAGCAUCGCUUCUCACUCAGUGUAACUUGAGAUAAAAUACCUUUUCAGAAGGAUGGUUGUUUUUAAAGUCAUUUUUCUAAUUAUCGCUAAAUUAGGCAUCACCAGUGUUUGCCUCUGUGCUUCCACUGUGGCUCAAUCCUAUCUUCUGAAAGUGUUCUCUCUUUAAAUAUAUUACCUAACAUUUUGCAUUGGGUUAUAAUUUAGUCUUGCUGGAUCAAGACUUCUAUUUCUGUAAGCAACAUUGGCCAUCUCUUCUGAGUUUAUAAUUUAUGAUCUCAUUAUUUGAGGGUAGUCUUAUGAUCAGUUCUGGCAUCUCCAUAUGCCCACCAACAUACCAUGUUUGGUAGAGAGACCAGUGAGAAUAAUAACCAGGAAAGGCUGUUUUUUGGAUUUGGUAAUUAGGACAUCAUUGCCAUCUUUAAAAGAAUGUUGCAUACUUAGAACCUUGUCUCACAUUGAGGAUAUUGCACUUUUUAUCUUUCAUUUGUGACAUAAAUCCUAAACUUAGUUUUGAUUUAGAGGAUCAAUGGAAGUGUAUAAUUAGCUGGUCAUUUUGGUUGAGGCAGUUGCUGUUUUACUUUCCUUCCUGAAAGACAGUAGCAGGAAGCUAUUGGCUUCCCCUUGUCUGUGGUGAGCAGAUGACACCCUUCUUAUUGCUAUCUUUCCUCUGCUCAUGGCAUAUAAAGCUGCUGCUUUCUACAGAAGGUUGGAUACUUAAACUCUUCCGUAGUAUAUUUUUGAAAGGAUUAUAAAGCAUAGUAAAGGAAUUAUAUCAACUGUGUUUUCCUUAUAAUAACAUGGCAUUAUCAUCACUGAAAGUCAGUGAUCUUAAGUUUCUUAAAAGAAGUAGUUCAUUGAGAAUCCUUUUCUCUCUUUGUGGUGAUACCUGGAAUUACAGUUUUUAUAUCAAUCUCUGACCUCAUUAAGGUCCCAUGUUGUAUAUACUUCAUAGAUUUUUGAAAUGAAAUGUGCUUAGGAAUAUAAUCUUUUAUUGGAUAAUCAAUUACCAAAUCAAUGGCAAUGGAAAGUCCAGAGUUGUUGUUAUAUAAAUGGUAUGAAUGUAAGGUAUGUCGUUAUAUAUAUAAAAAAAUGUUUUCCUAAAGAAACUUCUUAGUGAAGUGGGUACUACAUUUGUUACAGAAUUUGCUAAACGAAUUUAAGUGAGAAAAAAUUAAGCCUUUAAGUUUCAAAAAUACUCUCUCAGAUCGUUUAAAAAUAAUAUAUUCUAGGCCAGGUACGGUGGCUAACGCCUGUA